Molecule: messenger RNA, 1347 nt
Organism: Ixodes scapularis (black-legged tick)
Lineage: Eukaryota; Metazoa; Arthropoda; Arachnida; Ixodida; Ixodidae
Exons: 1
Coding region: 165-1316 (383 amino acids)
Source: RefSeq, a predicted model, not a curated record
CCUCGGCACCACAAGUAGCCGACCUCGAGACGGUCCACCGCAUAGCACACAGGAUCUGCCUCGGGGUAUCCAGGUCGACGGCAUCCAUCCCGACGUACACGGAAGCAGAAGGCAACACCGUCGGCAACCAUCUCCAAAUUCGCGCUCUCGGGCACCCCAUCCGCAUGUCCACCUGCGAGUCCGCGGCACCGCUGCUAGCUCGCAUCGCAGAGAGGCCCGAGUCGCGCUUGGGGCAGCUCCUGUGCGUUCUGGGGACGUCGCCGGCCCCGCGCCGACGGUCACUCCCCUCCCUCCGCUGCACUCGGACCCCCACCAACUCACUGUCCAACUUCGGAUCGACGGGCUGGGCACUCGGCGAAGAACGGCCGACGUCGCGGCAAAACAGCUGGCGGAGAACCACAUCGAGUGACACUACCCCGGCUGGGCAAGAGUGUACAGUACACCGACGGCUCCGUGCGGCCGGGCGACGGUUCGUCGACGGCGGCCAUCUUUGCGGAGAGAGCGGACCACGGCGCGGGCGAGCUGCUCACGUUCCACGCCACCAGCUCCACCACGGAGUUCGCGGCGCUCCUCCUCGCACUGCACCUGGUCCACCACAAAAGCCGAGGCCCGGACAGCUGGCUGGUGCGCUCCGACUCCCAGGCGGCCCUGGUGCAGCUGUACGGUCUCGAAGGGGCAAGUCCCCUCGCACGAAGGAUCGCCGAGGAAGCCCAGCUCCUCGGCAGCCUUGGCCACCGCUUGGCAUUGCAAUGGCAAUUCACUGCGGGAUUUCCGGAAACGAGCGCGCGGAUGCCCUUGCGAAGCGGAUCCACGACGAUCCCGAGUUUCUGGCCUCGGAUGUGGGCCCCUUCGCCGACGCCAAGCUCCUCGUCGCACGGAAGGCCGCCACAAACCACGCGGACGAGAGGUACGCGGCCGGCGACCGUCCGGCGAAGCCCCCUCGGAACUGGGACCGCCCAACCGCCGCAGUCGUCCACAGGAUUCGGACGAGAUGCGCUCUGACACUGGCGAGAAAGCAUCUCCUUCGCCCUGAUGCCGACCCCGAAUGCCCGACCUGCGGGAUAUGGUCGGACCUUGAUCACCUCCUCCUGGACUGCCCGAAACAUGCCGACGACCGGGCGGCCAUGACAGCAUCCUUCGCCGCGCUAGGUCAGUUCUGUAGUACAAGAGACGAAGUUAUGCGACGCAGGAGCAACCGACGCGCAAAGAUAGAGCACUCAGGGCCCUCCUUACCUUCCUGGAGGAGACAGGUCUUCUCUGGUCCCUAUGGACCCAGCGCGACGAUCAGCACCGCCCGACAAAGCACGGCCAGGUAACCACGUCCACCUCGCCCAUCAUCCACCCAAA